Messenger RNA from Necator americanus (New World hookworm), 3063 nucleotides. RefSeq lists its product as uncharacterized. The record is from RefSeq and is a predicted model, not a curated record. The transcript has 23 exons. Gene Ontology annotation, molecular function: metalloendopeptidase activity. NCBI's taxonomy places the organism in Eukaryota, Metazoa, Nematoda, Chromadorea, Rhabditida, Ancylostomatidae. Gene Ontology annotation, biological process: membrane protein ectodomain proteolysis. The coding region runs from base 1 to 3063 and encodes 1020 amino acids.
AUGAGUACCUAUUUUUAUUAUUGUCUGUUAUUUUCUGUUCUCUUCAAAGCGCUUUGUUCUGCUUCAGGAGGUAGAGUGGAUUUCCGUCACUCGUCGGCAAAUAAGGCUUUCAUAGCUAGCAUACCUGGGGGCGAUUAUGAGGUGGUCCAUCCGUUUCAAAUACGUGACAAAAAUGAACGAAUAGGAAUAGAUACUCACAAUUAUUUUCUAAAAGCUGCGGAACAUUAUCAACAUGUUACCAUUGUUAUUCGGAGCAAUGCUGCUGGUCGAAUCAAGUUGGUUUUGGAGCGGAACAAUUUCAUAUUCCUUAAUAGAACCAGUUUCCGUAAGUUGGACUCAAGCGGCGAGCACGGAUUUUCUCAACGAGUGGAGAACUGUUACUAUCAGGGUACGGUAGCCGGUGAUGCAUCAUCUUUCGUUGCACUUUCGUCAUGCAACGGCUUAAGAGGCGUGAUUGCCUUCUCAAAUGGAUCCACAUAUGGAGUUUGGCCAUUGGAUGCAGGAGAUCGAGGUCGAAGGCAUCCACAUAUACUCUACAAGACUCAGUGGUCAAAAGAAGCAAGAUGUGGAGCAUCGAUGGCACCGAUUGAGCAUGUUAUACGCCGCAGGACUUCUCGACACCACCACCGGCGACGUACGCGUGACCUUUCGAAGCAGACGAAAUAUGUGGAGUUGGCGCUGGUUGGGGACCAUGAAUAUGUAAAACAACACAGUUAUUCCGAUGAGGAUUCGUUGACAUACAUGCUGGAAGCGGUAAACAUCGCGGACUUGAUGUUCUCUCGAGACCUAAAUGUUCGAUUAUCUGUCGUUUACGCUGAAAUUUGGCUGGACGUGCAGCGAAUAGAUCUGUUUGAAGAUAUUGAAAGAACGAUGACUGGUGUUGUGGAUUACUCAACUGGUCAUAUCUACAACAUAGCCAAAGAUGCUAGUGUUCUAUUCACCGGUGGCUCGUUUGCAAAUCAUGAAGCUAUUAAUUCGGUCUUUCGGAGCAUUUGUACCGCACGAGCUGCAACAAUUGUAAAAGCAGUGGAUGCUUUUGCUGCUCAAUGGACAGGACAAAUGGUUGCCCAAUCACUGGGACAUUUACUUGGUUUGGAGCAUGACACGCCAUCUUGUCAAUGUGAUACAGAUUUCUCCAGUCAACGUUGUAUUAUGAAUGACAGACCAGGGAUUCCCGGAGCUGCUUUUUCUUGGCAGUUCUCAAAGUGCUCGAUCGCUCGAAUGCAUGGCGUCUGGCAGUCUGGUCACGUCCAAUGUCUUUUGAAUAAGCCUUUCCAACCGUCUCAACUCCGCGAAUGCGGAAAUGGUGUUGUGGAUGGCUCUGAAGAAUGUGACUGCGGAACACGUGAGACGUGUACAGAUCCGUGCUGCGAUCCGCUGACCUGCACUUUACGAGCUCAUGCUCAAUGCGCCGCACAUCAUCAAUGCUGUCACCGAUGCGAGCUCAGAAAAGCAGGUGAAGUAUGUCGAAAUGCUCGUUCUGCUUGCGAUGUCGCAGAGACCUGUGAUGGAAAGUCCGGAGAUUGUCCACCUGACGGACACCUUGUUGACGGAACUGCUUGCGGUCGGGACGGACAGUGCUGGCGUGGCAACUGCAGCGAUCCACACAACCAGUGCCAAAUGAUUUGGGGAGAAGGUGCUCGUGUAGCGGAGGAGGAAUGCUUCAAACAAAACACUCGCGGACACGAAUAUGCGAAUUGCGGUUCAAGUGACAGUUCUUCUGCAUAUCGUUCAUGUCAAGCUGAACAUAUCCGAUGCGGCACCUUACACUGUCAGGAUGGGGCCACAACGCCGAUGCAAGCUGCCUUAAGAGCAUUCACGUUUCAGUUUCAGCAGAAUGAGAAACAGGUGCAAUGCAAAUCAAUAGCGAACACUACUGUUGGAUUGGUGGAAGACGGCUCUACUUGUGGCUCUGGUCGUGUCUGUGUUGCUGGCUCUUGUGUCGAAAUGUCAUCGGUCUCCACACCUGUUACAUGCCCGUCGAAUAAUCACGCCUUGCAGUGCUCUGGACAUGGUGAUUGUACCACCACUUCUCUUUGUGUUUGUUUCGCCGGGUGGACUGGUGUCGCUUGCGAUACCCGCUCGAACAGUACACUGUCCAAGAAUCGUGGCACAUCACGCACCAUUGUCGUCGUCCCCUCGAUUGCUGAAGGGAAAACACUAGAUACUGCUACACUUCUUGGCAUACUACUACUUGUAGGAGUUGCUCUUUUACUUCUUCUCGUCUGUUUGUUGUUCUGUUAUCGUCGUCGGUCAGUAGUUGAAAUCCCGACACCGUCUGAUGAAAAGCUCGACGACGGUAUUCCUGACCAAACCCAGCGUUCCAUAAAGUUCGGCAAUAUGCCCAGCUGGAGAGACGAGAAGAGAAGGCGGAAAAGCAACAAACACGUUUACGGAGCCCUGAACCGUAUCACGGAGGCUGAUGAGAGAGAUUCAGCAAGUCUGAGAUCACGGGAGAGUGGAAGUCAAAAUGCCGGAAGUCAACUUUUAUUUGACCCUAACCAUCAAGUGAUUUCAUACGGCCGACCAGAGAUGGUCAUCCCGGAACGAAUCCACGAACAUAUCUAUGCCGAAUCGGCAUUGAUUAUGUCGAACGGUUCUCCUAUUCACCUAGAUCAUCCUAUGAGAUCCAUGAAUAGUUGGUCGAAAUCACCCAGUACGAGUAUAGAACACAUAGCACCCACUCCAUUGCGAUUGAAUAAUAUCAAACAAUUGCUGCGUAAUUUCCAAAGUGAUGACGAUGUGGGUGACGAAUUCCGCGACGAAAAUAUGGAAUUGUUGGAUACCCGAUAUCCAUUGGAGGCGUACGGAAGCACUUACAAACCUCUUGGAGAUCCCAUUGGUGAAGAGGAGCUUUCUGGAGUGGAAGCAGACCAUGAUCACGGCUCUAAUACGGAGUCAAGUCGCGGAUACGAACUCGACCAACGUGGUGCCGAAGGUCGGCUGGAUACGGGGGAAGCGAACUCAUCACCUGUCGGGCGAAGCACCUGCGACUUCCGACAGAGUCCAUCUCUCUUUAACGACUCGUUCAAGCUAGAAAUGUCCUCUUCGAUACAUACCUAA